AGAUUUAAUCAAAUCUUCCCGUGUAAAAUUGGAUCAUGCGAAUCUGAACAACAAGUGGGGGACAAAUUCGACUUUUAUUAAUUUCAAAGGAACAUGCAUAUGCCUCGCAAAGCUAGAAGAGGAACAAACCGCCAUAUUUGUUUUCCCCCGAGCUCGAAUAUUUAGAAACCCGCCGGCCGCACGCGUAGCUAGCUAGCAGCCUCAUCAAAAUCCUAAUAACAUGGCAAUCGCAUCAGCAGUGUCAAAAACGACGACGGAGACGGCGAGGGAGGUGACGGAAUUGGCGGCAUCGACGACACCAGUGGUGAUCUUCAGCAAGAGCUCUUGCUGCAGGAGCCACGCCAUCAAGACGCUAUUCGUAGGCUUGGGUUUCAACUUUACGGUUCAUGAGAUCGACAAGAUGCCCGGAGGCAGUGAAAUCCAGCAAGCCCUUUCACGGCUUGGAUGCAGCCCGCCGGUGCCCGCGGUGUUCAUCGGCGGCCACCUUCUAGGUGGAGCCAACGAAGUCAUGAGCCUUCACGUCUCCAAUUCCCUGAUUCCAAUGCUUCGCCGAGCAGGCGCUCUUUGAUUUUAUGUGUGUGUGUGUGUGUCUGUAUUUUCAGCUUGAUUGGUCUAUAUGCGAGUGUGAAAGGGUAAGAUUCAAACCCACAUCAUGAUAAGAAAACUAUAUGCAAUAAUUGAGGACAAAUUAGUGGGUUUCUAAUCCUUUGUUCAAUGUUCA
This is a messenger RNA of Prosopis cineraria, 721 nucleotides long. RefSeq names its product monothiol glutaredoxin-S3-like. The transcript has a single exon. Lineage: Eukaryota; Viridiplantae; Streptophyta; Magnoliopsida; Fabales; Fabaceae. Bases 221 to 568 code for a protein of 115 amino acids. The record is from RefSeq and is a predicted model, not a curated record.